AUGGCUGAAGGCGGCUUAGCAAUUGAAAAUUACAGAAGAGGCAUCGGAAAAUUUGAAGGGCUGAUGCGUGUAAUGAAGAAUGUAAAUCCAUCUCAAGUUAUUACGUACAUUCUUCCAGCUGAGCGUGAGAAUCAUUAUGUUAUCUGCUUAAAGGACAAAACUGGUAACCUAGAGUAUGCUAAAAAGACACUCUCAAAAGAGGAAUUUGAGCAGUUUAAAAAGACGUCACUCUUCAUGAAAAGCUGUACUGUUUCAUGUAGCCGUUAUGUGCCUGCCAAAGUACUUGUCAAGGAGACUGGCGUUAUCAGGGGUAUGUCUGGUACUGACGAGAAAUUUGAAAGAAUGUUGCAAGGUGCAAAGAGUCCCGAGUGGUUAAAGGAGCGUAAGCAGUUGGCUAGUGGUGUUUCACACUUUUUGAGCGUAAUGGAUAGUGUGAAUAGGAAUCCAGCCAUGAGUGAAGAUGACAUGCGAAAGUUUCUUUACUGGAUAAAAAAGUAUAACUUCAACUUAAAUGUGGGUUCUGAUGUUCUAAACACGCCAGGCUUAGUUGAUAUGCCAAUGGAAGGUUAUGGUUUGCAACUUCUUGCUGAUAACGAUAGUUCCGGUAGCGUUGAUUCUGCUUUGUUGUGUAAGUUUUUAGGUGCGAUUCCAGAUGGGAAAGCAAUGCAGCAAGAGCUUAUUAAGAAACUGAUAAUGAUUCAACAAGCACAUAUUUGGAAGUGCUCUUUUGGCAUGAGAGCACAUAAUUAUAAAUCACGUGAUUUUAAGUCCUAUAUGUGCUCUUCUUUAAGCUAUAAACCGUUGCCGCUCGCUUUUCGUGACCUUGCUUUUUAUUUAUACGAGAAGUGGGGUUCAACUUUGAAUGCUAUUGAAAGCGCCGUUACGGCAACAAUUUCAACAAAAUCAUCCAAUGCAGUAGCCAAAGAAACUGCAAGAGUUGUAACAACUAAAACAGCUGCAUCAUUACAAGACCAUAAUACAAAUGACAGCACAUUUUUAAGGAUUCAGUCUACAAGUCCAACGAUAAAAUAUCCAACAAUAACAACAUCAAUAAGCAAAGUUGCAGCAGAGAAACCAAUUCAAGUGGCAGCAACAUACAAUAGCACAUUUCCAACAAUAGAGCCCACAUUAAAACCAACAAACAAGACUAAAAAUUUAAGCUUCUUAAGAGGGACACGAGAUUCAUUAUUUCUCCCUACAACAGAAAAUGAUUUGACAACAACAAAAGCCCCACCAGCAUUUGCUGUAGAAUUCACAAAACACGUAACAAUAGAUACGAAAUUGCUAACAACAGAAACAUCAAUAACAACAAAUAAGAGAAAAAUUUGGAAAAAUGAUGAUAGCAGCAAUUCAAAUGGCAGUAACAACAACCAACUAAUUGGUCGUAAUGUAGGUAACAGCAAUAACAACAAGUUUGAGGUAAGAAAAUUCACAGAGAAUGUUUUGGAACAAAAUGCCAAGCCACUGUUGCUGCCAAAACCAAAAACUAGCAACGACCAUGAAUCUUAUAAAGAAGAAAAUCUUAUGCUAUUGCAAAAGCAGGAGCUGAAAAUGCAACUUAAAAUGGAAUACACACGCCAAGUACAGCAAUUUGAUGCCAUAACACAAGUAACGUCAACAACAUCUCCAGCAGUGCGACAUGAUGAGUUGUCAACAGCAGUUGAGCACUUAAAUAAUAAAGUGGCUAGAAGCGAAACUGUUACCGCAAAUGCAGCAACAGCAAUUGCAACAUUAUCUGCAGAGAAUGCAAACGCAACUGCACAACAAGCAACGACAACGACAACGACAACACCGACACCAACAGCAGCAACAACAACUACUCGACGUGCGAUACCGACCACAACAUUAAGACCAACACCACCAAUCGACGAUUUUCAGACAAUAAUAAGCCAAGCCGGAACACACGCUUAUUUGCCUUGCAAUGUCAAGCAACUUGUUAAGAAGCCAAUUUCAUGGUUGCGUGUACGAGAUGGUCACAUUCUGACCGUUGACCAAACGACAUUUAUAGCCGAUCAACGUUUUCAAUCAAUCUACACGCCGAAUCCCGAGCGUUGGUCACUGCAAAUAAAGUACGUCCAACUGAAGGACGCAGGCACGUAUGAGUGUCAAGUGUCAACAGAGCCCAAGUCCAGUGCGAUUGUAAGUCUUCGUAUAAUUGAACCAAAAACCGAAUUGAUUGGAGAAUCAACUCGGCAUGUUAAAGCUGGCAGUGAAGUGAAAUUGCUUUGCAUAAUUUCUGAAGCGUUGGAACCACCAUUAUUUACAAAUUGGUUCUUUAAUCAGAAACAAAUUUAUUUGCAUAAUCGCAAGGGUUGGCGUACGGAAGUAGAACGCAUUGAAUUGCCACCGGAUCCGACUACAACAACAACCACAACGACAUCAACGUCAACAUCAGCAACAGCAGCAACAACUACAGCAACAACAUCAAUUGAUGAAGCUGAAACGUCAACAGCCACGGAAAUAAUUUAUUCAUCUUCGACUAUGCCAACAUCCGUCAACGAUAGUAAUUCGACAGAUUCACUUAUAUCAACAGCAGCAGCAAUAUCCACAGAAUCAACAUCUGUUACACCAGCAACAGCAACAGCAACAUCUACAACGACUACAACAACAAUAGCCACCACCACUGAACCGACAACAAGUACAACAACAGAAACGACAACAGCAGCGUUCGUUUGGACAGAAAUAAGGCACAUCACAAUUGCAUCAUUGAUAAUACCAUCAGUAGAGAAGCAAGAUUCUGGCAAUUAUACCUGCAGUCCCUCGAACAGUGCUCCCAGAACGAUUGCUCUACAUGUGCUCAAUGGUGAAUAUUCCGCAUCAGCCAUAACAUCCGGUGUAAGCGGUAACUUGAUAAUUGCAGACAACAAGCGGCGACUGCAGCUACAAACAGUGAAUUUGGUAGCAUUGCUACUACUUUUUUGGAUAUCCAAAUUCUAUUUUCAGUUUGGCAAAACCAAAAUGCUGGAGAAGUUAAAAAUGGAAAUUGCCACAAUUUGCAUUUAUUCAACUGCAGUUACAAAUGCAGCAAAAGCGGAACAGAAACAAUACGUUAUUUGGCCAGCAGAUGCUAGAGAAAUUCUGAAACCUACAAAAACCGUCAAAGCAACUAUAAUUGGAGCAGGGGCUGGAGCAGUAGCAGAAGCAGCAGCAAAAGCAGAAGCAGCAAUACCAGGAGCAGCAACAACAGCAGCUACUGCAAUUUCACCUGCAACACAAUUAAGUCAAAAGAAAUGGGAAAAAACUUGAUUACCGAACUGUUACGGACUUUGGUACAACAAGGAUAAUUAAGCACAAAACAAAACCCUCCAUACUCCUCCCUUAGAUAUGUUUUAAAAGAAUCUGUAAGUAAAUUGCACAUUUUGAGAUACAACAAAUGCGAAUUUAAAUUUAGUAAGUUUUUUUAAAUGAAGUUGAAUUUUAUUCCAUUAACGAGUAAAUUGUCUAAAUGCUUAACUCGUUAAAUUUAAAUUCCAUUAUCAACGCAACUUGGCAAUAAAAAAACAAUAAAAUAACGACAAAGAUAAUGAAUUGUAAGGCGAAUUAUCUUAAAUAAUUAACAAAAAAAAAAAAAAAAGACAUAUAAAAAUAAUCUUGAGCAGUUUUAAGUACUAAUUACAUAAAGUUUUGUAUACUAAGGCACAAUGUGUCAAUAAGCUAGAAAGGAUAUAAGAUAUAUUUGUGUAAAUGUUUACCAUUUAGAGCAAAUCAAGUGAGUUCAGUAAAGAAUUUCAAUAAAUAA
Teleopsis dalmanni is the source of this 3739-nucleotide messenger RNA. RefSeq names its product serine-rich adhesin for platelets (gene dpr15). NCBI's taxonomy places the organism in Eukaryota, Metazoa, Arthropoda, Insecta, Diptera, Diopsidae. The coding region runs from base 1 to 3246 and encodes 1081 amino acids. Gene Ontology annotation, biological process: synapse organization. Gene Ontology annotation, cellular component: neuron projection membrane. The transcript is spliced from 6 exons. The record is from RefSeq and is a predicted model, not a curated record.